AACGCGCUGAUAGCUUAUCUUUAGUGUUUUCAGCAACAAAAGGUUCUUCAGUCGCUGAGUAAUUGUUUCACUUACAAAACUACAAAAUAGGAAAAAAUCGAACUAAUGGAGAAGCGUUCCACAUCUACGAUGCAGGUGCUCUAUGCGGAACUGGCAGCCGCUAAAUCUCGAAAUGCCCAGCUGGAAGAGGAGAACAUUUUGCUGCGCCAUCGACUAAAUCGCGCCUCCGCCAACCACAGCACAAAUGCGGCCAUAAAUGUCGAGGCCAAGAUCAUGGCCUUUCAAUUGGAGGAGGAGCGCGAUCGUCUGGUGGAGACAGUGCAGCAGCACAAGAAGAAGUAUAAUAAGUUACAUGAUGCCUAUUUGGAGAAGGUAAAACGCUGUCGUGCCCUGGAGGAGAUGUUUAAGCGACAGAAGACACUUACAGGCUUGGUAAUGAAAUCCUCUCUAGAUCAAAGAAAUGCAGAGCAACAAAUAAUGAAAGAGAAGCGGCAAUCGGCACAAAGCGAUCUCAAUGAAUUGCAAGAGCUGAAAGCCAAAGUGGAGAAGCUUCAAAGAGCCCUGGAUGAGUCAUACGACAUUAUCGAUGAAAUGGAUUUUGAACUGGAAAGCGUGGAUUUACUGGAAAUGCAAAAUCAAAGCUUACGAGAUGAAUUGGCUUCUCUGAAGUUGAACUCCGAAGCAGGAGCGAUCAGUGUGGCAGCUUCAGCACCCAACGAUGAUGAUCCUCCUCCAAAAUAUGAAGAGGACUAUCCUGGGUCUUAUCACAAAGCUCGUCGUUGCUCUUCAAGCAGUGAGUCUGGACCCAAGGAUGACGAUGCCGAUGCUGAAACCAUGGAAAGGGCUGCUCUAACCCAUAGCCUUAUUCAAACUGUUGAAUCGGAGAGCAAUGCCCUUCGACGAGAACUGCUGAGGUCCCGUUGCCAAAGAACAAUACGAGCCAAGCUGGAAAAGGAAAGUGAGGAUGCUGACUAAAAAAAGCGGCUUAACCCAAAACCCAAUGCAUCAACUAAUAAACAAUAGAUUGUAAGAAGAACUAAAGCUGAUGAAACUGACCACUAAACUUACGCAUAGAGCUGCUUUAUCAAAAUCUAGUUAACUAGUUAGCCCAGAUUCAGAGCCAACUACGCCUAACAAGUGCACAUACCAGAGAUUGCUUUUAAGGUUCGACAAACACGCUCUGCGGCCGCCUUAAAUCAAAACUUUUGAGAUAGAGUAACCUGGUUUUUCGGGCGCAAAGGAAACUCGUCUAAUGGCGAUUAAUUAAAAUAUUUGUUAAUGCCAUCGAACGGGUUGUGGCCAGAUCACUUGCCAAAGGAUCUGGCCUCUGAGCCAUGCCAUGAAGGUUCCAACCCCCAACACUUGCCCCCAUCCCAUCUGCAAUCUGUUUUUGGCGCGCCAUCCAUUAAAACAUGACAAUUAUUUUUAUGACUUAAUGCAGUCGGAGGCCUUGUUGCCCAAUGCCUAAUGUUGCAAAUUAUUGACAAAGUAAAUUAAUCUGCACAUUUGUUGGUCAGACCAGACAAACUAGCGCGACACCUCUAAGAUCACUAAGCUCUCCCACUUGCGGCAUAUUCGUUUGGCUGCUUAAUGCAAUGCGAAUGGGGUGCAGUUAAAAAAUUAAAUUUAAGAAUAAUUUGUAUUAUUAAAAUUUAGGAAUUAAUAAAGUAUUUU
Molecule: messenger RNA, 1674 nt
Organism: Drosophila subpulchrella
Lineage: Eukaryota; Metazoa; Arthropoda; Insecta; Diptera; Drosophilidae
Product: protein Daple
Exons: 5
Coding region: 106-975 (289 amino acids)
Source: RefSeq, a predicted model, not a curated record